ACGCCCCGUUCCCUCCAAGACAAAAGCACUGCCCAGCGCCGAGGCCCCGCCUUGUGCCGGCCGAUUGGCCACGCCCGGCUCCGUAACGUCACGCCUCAGGCCACGCCCACCCGCGGUACCGCGCUUGACACUUUUUGAGUCUGGGGAUUGUUGCGUCUGAUAACCGCACUCAAAAAGAUGCUUGUGAUGAUCCACCAAGAUACGAAUCUAUGAUGCUCAAGGGUAAUUCUAAAAACCUUUAUCAGCCUGGGGACCAAAUAGAAUUUAAGUGUCGCCCAGGAUAUACGCCUAUUAUACCUCUUCUUCCUACCAGUGCUAUUUGUCAGUCUAAUAACACAUGGACACCUCUCCAGGAGGCUUGUACAGGAAAAUUAUGUUCACAGCUAGGAGAACCUGUAAAUGGCCAAGUAGUCUAUGUAAAUGGAAGUUACAAGUUUGGUUCACAGGCUCAUUAUUCUUGUAAUGAGGGUUAUUCCUUACUUGGCACAAAAAUUCUAUAUUGUGAACUUUCUGGAGAUAAUGUGGAUUGGAGUGAUACUCCUCCACACUGUGAAAAAAUUUUGUGUCAACCACCUGGAGAAAUAUUAAAUGGAAAAUACACAAAUAGCCACAAGGAUGUAUUCGAAUAUAAUGAAGUAGUAACUUAUAGUUGUAAUCCUUCGCAAGGACCAGAUGAAUAUUCACUUAUUGGAGAACGCAGGCUAAUUUGUUCUGGGAAAAAUAUAUGGAGUAGUGACCCUCCUGAGUGUAAAGUGGUCAAAUGUCAAUAUCCAAUAGUCCAAAAUGGAAGGCAGGUGUCAGGAUUUGGAGGAAAAUAUUACUAUAACGCGGCGGUCAGAUUUGAAUGCGUCCAGGGUUUUCAGCUUAACGGCAGCGACACAAUUGUCUGUGGAGCUGACAGUAUGUGGAAGCCUGCGAUACCACAGUGUGUUAAAGUGUCAACCUCUCCCAGUACAAAACCUACGAUUUCCAGUGUCUCAGGUGCCAAUCCUACUGUUUCAGCCAAACCUCCAGUUUCAAGUCAUCCAGUGUCAACUCCUCUCAGUACAAAACCUACGAUUUCCAGUGUCUCAGGUGCCAAUCUUACUGUUUCAGCCAAACCUCCAGUUUCAAGUUAUCCAGGACAUCACCCCGGUAACACUGAUGAUUUAGAUGACGGACUCAUUGCUGUGAUUGUUCUUACUGUACUUGUUGGCAUUGUACUAGUUGGCACCUGUGUGUACAAAUUUCUUCACACGAGGAACAGAUAGUAAAUUAAACGUUUCUUAAGCAUAUUGGUGCUUCUCACUCUUGACAUACUUUUGUGCAGCUUUUGUUUGUACUCUGUCUUGCAUGUUAUCUUUUUUUAAAAAAUGUGUCCACCUGAGUGUGUCAUCAGAAUUGCAUUUCAUUACUAAAAAUAUUUUUACCUACUUUUUAAUAUCAUUGUAACAAGACUGAUCUGUGCAGAGUUGCAUUAUAUAUUGUGACUGUAAGAAAAAUUUCUGUGGGAUUUGAAGUUGAAAUUCUGUUGCAAACCAUCAACCGUUAUGGGGACUUCCCUACCCUAGGUAUAUCCUAUUUCCUAAACUAGACUGGUGGCCAGGAUUAAAUUUAAAAUAGUUCACUGUGAGGAUCCGGUCAAGAUGGUGUAGAAGGUAGAUGCUGUGCUUGACUCCUCUCACAACCACAUCAAAAUUACAAUGAAACUACAGAACAGCCGUCACUGGGAGUCACCUGAGGUCUGGAUAAACAGAAGUCCUACAACUGGGGACACACAUAAGAGGUCACCUCGAGACUAGUAGGAGGGAUGGAGAUGGGAAACAGGAUAGUCUCAUAACUGCAUGGGGCAGAUGAGAAUCAGGAGGGUUAUCUUGGCUGCAGAGGCCCCCCCAAGAGGAAUGAGGGUUCCCUGUUUCACACUGGACUCCCCAUCCUAGGGUUCUAGCACUGGAAAGAGAAGUCCCCACAAUCUCUGGCUGUGAAAACCAGUGGAGAUUGUGGCUGAGUGAGACAGAGGCUGUGAGAGUCAAAGACAUUCCUCUUAAGGGCCCCCUUUAUUGAGCCCUCCUGCCUCCCAGUAUGCAGACACAGGUGAUCACCAUAUCAGAGUCUCCAUCAACCUGGAUAGCACAGGUCGCUCUGCCCAGGUAACUCCUGAGACCCCACCUCUCCCAGCUUGCAGGCCCAAUCAAGCUUCUUUUAGUGGUUUUUGGCCUGUUUUGGCUCAUGCUGCAGACUUUCCUAAAAUCUCUCAGAGGCUCAUAAAACACAAAGAAGCAGCAUCUGGUCUCGGUGUGCCCUAUACCUCUUGCUGAGCAGUCCCACAC
This is a messenger RNA of Pteropus alecto (black flying fox), 2309 nucleotides long. Its product is annotated as membrane cofactor protein-like. Lineage: Eukaryota; Metazoa; Chordata; Mammalia; Chiroptera; Pteropodidae. Gene Ontology annotation, cellular component: cell surface. Gene Ontology annotation, biological process: negative regulation of complement activation, classical pathway. The transcript is spliced from 13 exons. The coding region runs from base 210 to 1250 and encodes 346 amino acids. The record is from RefSeq and is a predicted model, not a curated record.